UUUCAAAAGUGAUGCCCCCUUUGUUAACUGUAACUGAAUCUGUAUACUUACCUCAGUUGUGCUUUGAUAGUUAGAGGCUGCAGUUAUAUUUUACUUGUAUGAGGAGGAUGCAAUUAAAGUGAAAUGCAAUCUUUGUUCCUGCUUUAUCUCAAGAGGUGGAACAGGCAAAAAAUCAUUGCAACUUCUCCACUAUUAAAUCAUCUAAGGAGAAAACAUUUAGCAGAAUAUGCCAAAAUUAAUUGCUGCAAUGAAAAAAGUCAGGAUUUAGGUUUUGAAUCCAAUGACAUAAUGUAAAUGCAGGUGAUCCCAGUACAAGUUCUAAAAAAAGAAGAUUGGAUCAUCUAACUUUAGAGGCAGUUCUGGAAAAGAAAAAAAUCUGGGAUAUAAACAAUCCAAAAGCUGUAGAAUUACAUUAUGCUAUUGGCCAAAUGAUAGCAGUAGAUAAACAGCCAUACUUAUUUGUGGAAGAUGAGGGUUUUCGAAAUCUCAUGGCAAAAGCACAACCACAGUAUAAAGUUUCAUCAAGGGAAUAUUUCAAACAAGUAAUUAUACCAAAAAUGCAUUUAAAAUGUAAAGAAGAAAUUGAGUCAUUGCUUUCUUCAGCUACAUAUAUAUCUUUAACUACUAAUAUAUGGUUUAAUUCAGUAAAUAAAGACAGUUUUAUUAACUUUACUGCUCAUUGGAUAGAUAAUGAUUUUAAUUACAAACAUUUUGUAUUAAACUCAAGACACUUUCCCGGAAGUCAUACUGGAGAAAAUGUAGGCAAGAUGUUAAGCAGCUUGAGCGAGGAAUGGAAUGUGACAAGUAAAAUAUAUCUAGUCAUUCGUGAUGGUGGUUCAAAUAUUGUAAAAGCCGUAAAUGAUCUCAAUUUAGAAAGAAAUACAAGAAAAACAGUUAAAUUAGUGCAGGAUGUUUCAACAAGAUGGAACAGUACAUUUUACAUGUUGAACCGCUUACAAGAAUUACAAAAUGCUAUAUCCAUCUGUGCGAAUGGAAACAAUGAAAUUCAGAACUUUUCAUCAUAUCAGUGGAUUUUAAUUGAAAAUUGUAUUAAAUUGCUUCAACCAUUUGAAGAAAUAACUCAACAGAUAAGUAGUUCAAAAUCAUUAAUUUCUGAAGUUAUUCCUAUGGUUGUAACUUUACAACGAUAUUUGUUAAAAUCUGUUGAAGUUUCUGGAAUUGGAACAAUAAAAGAAGCAUUAGAAAAAAAUAUACAUAAACGUGUUUCGGCAAUACAGUUGAACAAACAUUAUUCACUGGCAACGAUUUUGGACCCACGACAUAAAACACUGUUUUUUGAUAAAGAUCAGAGUUAUGAUGAAGUUGUGAAACCUUUAUUACUCUCAUUAAUGAAGAAAAAAGCAUCUGAAAUUUAAAAAUCGUCAGAAAAUGUGAACAAUAGUAAGUCAAUCGCAAAAUAUUCAAGUUCUGAAAAUUUUCACUAGUCAACUGAA
Parasteatoda tepidariorum (common house spider) is the source of this 1454-nucleotide messenger RNA. The record is from RefSeq and is a predicted model, not a curated record. NCBI's taxonomy places the organism in Eukaryota, Metazoa, Arthropoda, Arachnida, Araneae, Theridiidae.